Molecule: messenger RNA, 822 nt
Organism: Thrips palmi
Lineage: Eukaryota; Metazoa; Arthropoda; Insecta; Thysanoptera; Thripidae
Exons: 2
Coding region: 100-489 (129 amino acids)
Source: RefSeq, a predicted model, not a curated record
AUUUUCUUUGUGAGUCGAAGGUUUCGGUGGCCGAGGUUGGCAGCACGACCAGUCUUUCUUCCGAGUUCCCCUUGGCGUCUGCGCCUCGGCCGCGUAUAAAUGCGUGAACGCCGCCCGUUUGCACCAGCCGACUUUGCUCGUCGAGACGCAGCAGUAGCCCUGUUCAGCCAGUCCAGCAAAUUCAGCAAAUUCAGCCCGCACGCAGCCCCCGCUGUCGCUCUUCAUCCAGCACCAUUGCAAAUCGCCACCAUGAGGUCCUCCAGCUUCCUGCUCGCCGUGCUUGUGCUCGCCGCCGUGCUGGGCCCCGUCCAGGUGAUGGGCGGCCCGGCGGCCUACGGGAUCUGCCAGUCGGGCUGCAACGCGCUAGCCGUGGCGUGCUACCUCGCCGCGGGCUCGGUCAUGGGGGUGGGCUCGGUGCCCGCCUGCAACGUUGCCCUGGGCGUCUGCAUGACGGCCUGCAUCGCGGCGGGUGCGGCCCCGACGCUGUAGCGAACGACAUGGCCCUUGCCGACGAGGUGGACGGCCCUCGAGUCAAGAUGAGCUCACCUCUUGGUGCAGCAGCCGAGAACCACCGCAUCAACAUCCUGACUCAACUACCGCCGUGGUGAAGCCAAGACGACCCACGUUCAGCUUCCACUAAUUUUAGAGUGGGUCGUCUUCCCAUUUUUUUUUGUUACUUUUACUGUUUUCUUCUGACGAUCACAUUUUAUUUUUACGUGUUUUAACUUUUGAAUUUGUAACCUUCAUGGGUGUUUUAGUUGGAUGUUUUAAGUUAGUUAUUUUGUUAGCUUGGUUAAGGAAAUAAACAUUCACUUACAAGUA